Messenger RNA from Mesorhabditis spiculigera, 477 nucleotides. Lineage: Eukaryota; Metazoa; Nematoda; Chromadorea; Rhabditida; Rhabditidae. The record is from the annotation of a GenBank genome assembly.
AUGAAAUUGGAGCAAGAAGAGCUGUGGCAUCACUGCAAAGCAUUCAUGCCAACGUUUUGGAUGCUGGGAUGCGCGUAUUAUACCUACGAGGAUAUGGAACCCGGGAGUCGACUAAUAAUGUUCACCCAAACUCUCGUCAUGGAUCUUGAUAACAUACGACAUUUUUAUGAAGGAGCGGUUCCGGAGCACAACGUGGCAACGAUGGCAAAUGUCAUGCGAGAAUCAAUGCUUCGCCAGCUACACGUCGUCGGCCGGAUGCGAGAAUUAAAGGUUACCGAGGUUGAAAUUGCGGCCUUAACGACCCUACUUUUAUGGGAUGCUGACGCCGCCAGAAACCACCCCAACAUCCAAAAAAUCGGUGCUUGCGAGAGGAAGAAGAUUUUCGACGAGCUUGGAAGUUAUUAUAGAUUUGUGCUGAAUGAAUCGGAUUACGCGGCUCGACUGGGUGGUCUAAUGUGUUUGUAUAGCUCUUUUCAG